This is a messenger RNA of Durusdinium trenchii, 1791 nucleotides long. NCBI's taxonomy places the organism in Eukaryota, Dinophyceae, Suessiales, Symbiodiniaceae. The record is from the annotation of a GenBank genome assembly.
AUGAGUCCAUGGUCUGAUCGAAUGCACAGGGCCUUCGAAGCACCUCGGCACUUCUUCACGCAGCAAGUCACAGACACACGACAGGAGCUCAUCAAGGCCUUGACCUUUGCCAAUGUGAUGAAGGUGGACCUGGUGACCUUGGGCGGCGAUCUGGUGAAUUUCCCCUCGCUGCAGUCGGUGGAGAAGAUGUUGACCGAACUCACCAGGUUGCAAGUGCCAUUUCUCUACACCUCUGGAAAUCAUGAUUGGCAUCUCGAGAGACUUUAUGCAUGGGAAAAGACCUUUGAUGCUCAGAUGUGGCCAACUGAGCGAGGACCACUCCAAAAGCUCUACACUGCCAGCAAAGGACUUCCUGGCAACUUCUCAGAUCCUCGCUUCGGCUACGUUUCGUUGGAUGGCUUGCGGGUCGUUUGCAUCGACAACUCCGACUUUCUGAUCGAUGAGGAUCAGUUCCAGUUCUUCCUGCAGAUGACGAACUCAACGGAACGCUUUGUGCUUCUGAUGCACAUCCCCAUCUACUUUCCGGGCGUUCGCUGGGGCCCAUCCGAUGUCAUGGGCCAUCCUGAGUGGGGCACAGGCAGUGACCAGAAUGCCGCCUUGGAGGGCCGAUUACCCUGGCCCUCGGAAGCACCUCCGCUGGUGUCACGGUUCAUCCGAGAAGUGCAGCGGACGGCGGAGCGGAGGCACCUGCUGGCGAUCUUGACAGGACACACCCACGAGGAUGGUGUAGCGCCGGUUCCGUGCACGACUUGGUCCGCCGAUGUCAACGUCCGCGACGCGCUGCCGAGCAGCUGCGACACGGGCGUGCGACAGUUCACCACGCGGCCCAACUUCGCCGGCGGCGCGCGGCUGCUGGUGCUGCGGGGUCUCGCGGGCUCGACGGAGACGGCGGGCUCCACGGUGGCGCGAGCGGCGGAAGUGGUGGAAGAAGGUGAAAGAAUAGAGGAGCCAAAGACUUGGACCUCGAUCCACGUAGAUCUGGACCUUCGAGCAGCGGCAGCAUUGCUCCUGAUGUUCUUCGGCCACCUUGAGCCGAGUGCGCCUUGUUCAUCUGGCGCUGGAGCUUCUCCGCGAAGCCGCCGGAGCAGCGAGGAGGACGGGCGCCCUACAUCCUGGGAGUCGCCGACGAGGACGGCGACGGCCUUUGAGGUCGAGGACGAGACCGAGGACGAGACCGAGGGGUGGAAGGAGCCGGUCUCCCACGACGAAGAGGACGAAGAGGACCGAGCGAGAUCGGCGAGAGAGGACCUGAGAGCGGAAAGUUCGGGCCCACGACGAGGCUUUCUGCAGGCCCUCACCGGCUUGAGUGCCUCCUUAGCGCUCCGCCGCGCUGCGAGCGCGGAGAGCGACUACGGCACAGUGAAGGGUACCGACAUGCCCAAGCAGGACCCGAAGAAAUGCAUCUAUUGCCAAGGAGAGGGGAUUCUCGUUUGUUGGAGGUGUGGCGGCAGCAAGAAGAUGACCGAGAUUGAGGACCCCACGCGGUUCCGGGACUGUAGCGAGUGUGAGGCCACGGGCUACAAGCCUUGUGGGACCUGCCAAACCACGGGGCUCUCCCCAGAGCUCCUGAAGACCUACUCGCGUGACGAGAAGUUCCGGAAGGUCAUGGCGCGAUUGAGGAAGACCAAGUGUGAUGAGGAUGGGAGGGCGAAGAUCAAACGGGCCAUGACCAAUGCCCUGGCCGAGGUGGAGGCGAAGUUCGCGGCGGCCGAGGGCCGCGACGCCGUGAUCCUCCGUGCGCCGGAGGCGGCGAAGAUCCCGGAGCCCAGCGGCACGUGGAUCGGAAGCUGA